CUCAGGGCUUGGCUCUAUGGAGAAGCGCUCCUCGGGUCAGGCUGCCUCUCCAUCCUCGGCAUUCAGCGGGGCUGGCGUCCGAAUGCAUUUCCUUCGGCUCUGCAAAGAGUCCUAGUGAACUUCCCAACCCCGGAGACUGAUCCAUCCAUCCUGCCUUGCAGGAAAGGGAACCCCUUAAACCUCAACACCCGCCUCGCCUCUCCGGACACUGCCACCGCGGAGGCGCUCAGAGCCGGAAGGGGACGCUUUGGGAAUGACCAUGCUCCACGGAGGGACGGAGCCGACCCCGAGCUUCUUCACACAGAGACUCCUCUACUAAAGCUCCAAAAAUUAAAAAAAAAAAUCGUAAUUGCCAGAAGACUCCUUAAAUAUAUAUAUUCGGGCCACUAACCUCACAUGCACAUGGAAUAAUGACUCUGGAUUCUGCAUUGUGAGCUGCUUUCCACACCCUGAGAUUCCCCUUUGCAUUAAUUUUUUUUCUUUGAAUUUGCAUCUCUUCAAGACACAAGAUUAAAAGCAAAUUUACGCUACAUUGGAUUUUAAAUCUCUUCCGUUCCUUUAUCCUCCGUCUUUCUUAUGUGGAUAUGCAAGCGAGAAGAGGACCCUGGAUAUUCCCAACAUGCUCUCUCCCUUAAUCUGUCCGCUUAGAGGUUUGGCUUCUACAAACCAAGAGAGUCGACAAGCUGAAGAUGAAGCCCAGCGCAGAGUGCUGUUCUCCCAAGUUCUGGUUGGUGUUGGCCGUCCUGGCCGUAUCUGGCAGCAAAGCCCGUUCCCAAAAGAGCCCCCCCAGCAUCGGCAUCGCUGUCAUCCUCGUGGGCACUUCAGACGAAGUGGCCAUAAAAGACGCCCACGAGAAAGAUGACUUCCAUCAUCUCUCGGUAGUUCCCCGGGUGGAGCUGGUGGCCAUGAACGAAACUGACCCAAAGAGCAUCAUCACCCGUAUCUGCGAUCUUAUGUCCGACCGGAAGAUCCAGGGGGUGGUGUUCGCUGAUGACACUGACCAGGAAGCCAUCGCCCAGAUCCUCGAUUUCAUUUCUGCUCAGACGCUCACCCCUAUCCUGGGCAUCCAUGGGGGUUCAUCUAUGAUAAUGGCAGAUAAGGAUGAAUCCUCCAUGUUCUUCCAGUUUGGCCCGUCCAUUGAACAGCAAGCUUCCGUCAUGCUCAAUAUCAUGGAAGAAUACGACUGGUACAUCUUUUCCAUUGUCACCACCUACUUCCCCGGCUACCAGGACUUUGUGAACAAGAUCCGCAGCACCAUUGAGAACAGUUUUGUAGGCUGGGAGCUGGAGGAAGUACUCCUGUUAGACAUGUCUCUGGACGACGGCGACUCGAAGAUCCAGAACCAGCUGAAGAAGUUGCAAAGCCCCAUCAUCCUCCUCUACUGCACGAAGGAAGAAGCUACCUACAUAUUUGAAGUAGCUAACUCGGUUGGACUGACCGGCUAUGGUUACACAUGGAUUGUGCCUAGUCUGGUGGCUGGGGAUACAGACACUGUGCCCGCCGAAUUUCCCACGGGGCUUAUCUCUGUGUCCUAUGACGAAUGGGACUAUGGCCUUCCUGCUAGGGUGAGAGAUGGGAUUGCCAUCAUCACCACCGCUGCUUCCGACAUGCUGUCCGAGCACAGUUUCAUCCCUGAGCCCAAGAGUAGCUGUUACAAUACCCACGAGAAGAGGAUCUACCAGUCUAACAUGCUGAAUAGGUAUCUGAUCAAUGUCACUUUCGAGGGGAGAAACCUGUCCUUCAGUGAAGAUGGCUAUCAGAUGCACCCGAAGCUGGUGAUAAUCCUUCUGAACAAGGAGAGGAAGUGGGAGAGGGUGGGGAAAUGGAAAGACAAGUCCCUGCAGAUGAAAUAUUACGUGUGGCCUCGAAUGUGCCCUGAAACCGAAGAGCAGGAGGAUGACCAUCUGAGCAUUGUGACCUUGGAGGAGGCGCCGUUUGUCAUUGUGGAAAGUGUGGACCCUCUCAGUGGAACCUGCAUGAGGAACACGGUGCCGUGCCAGAAGCGCAUCAUCUCUGAGAAUAAAACAGAUGAAGAGCCAGGCUACAUCAAAAAAUGCUGCAAGGGCUUCUGUAUUGAUAUCCUGAAGAAAAUUUCUAAGUCUGUGAAGUUCACCUAUGACCUUUACCUGGUGACCAAUGGCAAGCAUGGGAAGAAGAUCAACGGGACCUGGAAUGGCAUGAUUGGUGAGGUGGUCAUGAAGAGGGCCUACAUGGCAGUGGGGUCACUAACUAUCAAUGAAGAGCGAUCAGAGGUGGUCGAUUUCUCUGUGCCCUUCAUAGAGACUGGCAUCAGUGUCAUGGUAUCACGCAGCAAUGGGACCGUGUCGCCUUCUGCCUUCUUAGAGCCGUUCAGCGCUGACGUGUGGGUGAUGAUGUUUGUGAUGCUCCUCAUUGUCUCUGCCGUGGCUGUCUUUGUCUUCGAGUACUUCAGCCCUGUGGGUUACAACAGGUGCCUAGCUGAUGGCAGAGAGCCAGGCGGCCCAUCUUUCACCAUUGGCAAAGCAAUUUGGUUACUCUGGGGUCUGGUGUUCAACAACUCCGUCCCUGUGCAGAACCCAAAGGGGACCACCUCCAAGAUCAUGGUGUCAGUGUGGGCCUUCUUUGCUGUCAUUUUCCUGGCCAGCUACACUGCCAACUUAGCAGCCUUCAUGAUCCAAGAGGAGUAUGUGGACCAGGUUUCUGGCCUGAGCGACAAGAAGUUCCAGAGACCUAAUGACUUUUCACCCCCUUUCCGCUUUGGGACUGUGCCCAAUGGCAGCACAGAGAGGAAUAUCCGCAAUAACUAUGCAGAAAUGCAUGCCUACAUGGGAAAGUUCAACCAAAGGGGUGUAGAUGAUGCAUUGCUCUCCCUGAAAACAGGGAAGCUUGAUGCUUUCAUCUACGAUGCAGCAGUGCUCAACUACAUGGCCGGAAGAGAUGAAGGCUGCAAGCUGGUGACCAUUGGCAGCGGCAAGGUCUUUGCGUCCACCGGCUAUGGCAUUGCUAUCCAGAAAGAUUCCGGGUGGAAGCGUCAGGUGGACCUUGCUAUUCUGCAGCUGUUUGGAGACGGGGAGAUGGAAGAACUGGAAGCUCUCUGGCUCACUGGCAUUUGCCACAAUGAGAAGAACGAGGUUAUGAGCAGCCAGCUGGACAUUGACAACAUGGCAGGCGUCUUCUAUAUGUUGGGGGCAGCCAUGGCUCUCAGCCUCAUCACCUUCAUCUGUGAACAUCUGUUCUAUUGGCAGUUCCGGCAUUGUUUCAUGGGUGUCUGUUCUGGCAAGCCUGGCAUGGUCUUCUCCAUCAGCAGAGGUAUCUACAGCUGCAUCCAUGGAGUAGCUAUAGAGGAGCGCCAGUCUGCGAUGAACUCCCCCACCGCUACCAUGAACAACACACACUCCAACAUCCUGCGCUUGCUCCGCACAGCCAAGAACAUGGCCAACCUGUCUGGAGUAAACGGCUCCCCUCAGAGUGCCCUGGACUUCAUCCGUCGCGAGUCCUCCGUCUACGACAUCUCUGAGCACCGCCGCAGCUUCACCCAUUCGGAUUGUAAGUCUUACAACAACCCGCCCUGUGAGGAAAACCUGUUCAGCGACUACAUCAGUGAGGUAGAGAGGACAUUUGGCAACCUGCAGCUGAAGGACAGCAACGUGUACCAGGACCACUAUCACCAUCACCACCGGCCACACAGCAUCGGCAGCACCAGCUCCAUUGAUGGGCUGUACGACUGUGACAACCCACCUUUCACCACCCAACCCAGGUCAAUCAGCAAGAAACCCCUGGACAUCGGCCUGCCUUCCUCCAAACACAGCCAGCUCAGCGACCUGUACGGCAAGUUCUCCUUCAAGAGCGACCGCUACAGUGGCCAUGAUGACUUGAUUCGAUCGGAUGUCUCAGACAUCUCCACGCACACUGUCACCUAUGGGAACAUCGAGGGCAAUGCAGCUAAGAGGCGGAAGCAGCAGUACAAGGACAGUCUGAAGAAGCGGCCGGCCUCGGCCAAGUCGAGGAGGGAGUUUGAUGAAAUCGAGCUGGCCUAUCGUCGCCGCCCACCCCGCUCCCCAGACCACAAGCGCUACUUCAGGGACAAAGAAGGGCUCCGAGACUUCUACCUGGACCAGUUCCGAACAAAGGAGAACUCGCCUCACUGGGAGCAUGUGGACUUGACCGAUAUUUACAAAGAACGUAGUGACGACUUCAAGCGAGAUUCGGUCAGUGGAGGUGGGCCCUGUACCAACAGGUCUCACCUCAAACAUGGAACAGGCGAUAAACAUGGCGUGGUAGGUGGGGUGCCAGCUCCUUGGGAGAAGAAUCUGACCAAUGUGGAUUGGGAGGAGCGGUCUGGGGGCAACUUCUGCCGCAGCUGUCCCUCCAAGCUGCACAACUAUUCCUCUACGGUGGCAGGGCAGAACUCGGGCCGGCAGGCCUGCAUCAGGUGUGAGGCCUGCAAGAAGGCUGGGAACCUGUAUGACAUCAGCGAGGACAACUCCUUGCAGGAACUGGACCAGCCGGCUGCCCCUGUGGCUGUGACAUCCAAUGCCUCUUCCACCAAGUACCCUCAAAGCCCGACUAAUUCCAAGGCCCAGAAGAAGAACCGAAACAAGCUACGCCGGCAGCACUCCUACGACACCUUCGUGGACCUGCAGAAGGAGGAGGCCGCCUUGGCCCCACGCAGCGUGAGCCUGAAAGACAAGGGCCGAUUCAUGGAUGGCAGCCCCUACGCCCACAUGUUUGAGAUGCCAGCUGGUGAGAGUUCCUUUGCCAACAACAAGUCCUCAGUGCCCACUGCCGGACACCACCACAACAACCCUGGCAGCGGCUACAUGCUCAGCAAGUCGCUCUACCCUGACCGGGUCACGCAAAACCCUUUCAUCCCCACUUUUGGGGAUGACCAGUGCUUGCUUCACGGCAGCAAAUCCUACUUCUUCAGGCAGCCCACGGUGGCAGGGGCAUCGAAAACAAGGCCGGACUUCCGGGCCCUUGUCACCAAUAAGCCAGUGGUGUCGGCCCUUCAUGGGGCUGUGCCUGGUCGUUUCCAGAAGGACAUUUGUAUAGGGAACCAGUCCAACCCCUGUGUGCCUAACAACAAAAACCCCAGGGCUUUCAAUGGCUCCAGCAAUGGACAUGUUUAUGAGAAACUUUCUAGUAUUGAGUCUGAUGUCUGAGUGAGGGAAGAGAGACAGGUUAAGGUGGGUACGGGAGGGGUAGGGCUGUGGGCCGCGUGGUGAGCACGUCCUGGAAAGAGUCGGGGGGUGAACUUGGCUCCCAUUCGCUUUUUCUUGUUCUUUUCAUUUCUCUAUGGGAUCCUGGAGUUCUGGUUCCUACUGAAGGCAGCCCUCGUGGCAGGCCCCAUUUCUCCUCCCCCCGCAGGUCUCUUCUCCCCGCAUCUGUCCACCACUCCUAUAGCCAUGAGAGGAUAGAACUGGCCUCAGCGUGGGAGGACAAAGAGGAGAAGAGACAGGAAAUGCUUGCUGCCUCUGGGGCUUCUUCCUAGUGCGGAAGUACUCUGAGGCCUGAGAGGGAGGCUUUCCUGAAACUGCUCUUUUUUCGGGCGAGGAAGUGAAGGCAACAUAAGGAAGGCCCUUUGGCCUCCCGCUCAUAAGAGAGAAGGGGCUUUUUGCCAAAUUCUUGCAGUGUGGUUGGUGGUUGCCUAGGGACCCUGUAAGCAGCAGAGGGCAGGAAGUGAUUCUGUGCUUAUAUAUAAGCCAAAUAAAAAGUUUGCCUCAGCCCCAUAAAACUGCGGUGGCGAACCAAGGGAGAAGGCCAUUGGCAGACGAGGGAUUCCUGAGCAAAUUGGGAUGUUCACUGUAAUAGUGCCCUAUGGUUCACUGGAGGCAAGAAUAGAGAAUUCUGUGUCCCUGUACACCUGUACCCGCAUAUGGUCAGCUGCCUCUAGGUAAAGAGGGGGGAACCUUGGCUCACUUGCCUUCUUCCACAGGCUUAAGGAAUGUGCUUGUUUUGGCUUAUAUAUAAACCAAUGCCACAGGUUACCAGGAUUUGGGCUAGCUCUCCCUUUUCCCUUCUUUAGAGAGGAUGGAGGUUCUUGACAAAGAAGAUUCUCUACUGUAGGAAAAAAAUGACAAGAGAAAGUGAAAGGGACCGAGACAACCCUACAGGCUAGUAUGUCAGUGUUGUCUAUAGUUAUUAUAGCUUAGGCAGAGAAUUUGCCAGUAAAGCAUAAGGGAAACAGAAGCAGCCAUGAAUGUUUUAUCCAAUCUCAGAGCAAAAGGUUCUAGAAAACUCUUUUAGGCAUUUAGCUCCUUGACCGGCUAAUGUUUGAGGAAGGACUCUCCACAGAAUGUUUUGAAGAAGAGAAUCAUUUACAGUAGGGUAAGUGAGAGAGGGGGAUGUUUUCAAUGCUUUGAUCCCUUCUUACUUAACCUAGAGCUAAAAGGGUAGGCAAAUCCCUCCAAAGCCGGCGAUAAGUGACAGGGGACAGGCGGAGGAGAGAAACGAGCUUGCCCUCCAGGGCACAGCUCUGGAAGCCAGAGAGAACGAAAGAGAUUUGGAAUAUGACUUGAACUAACGUAAACACUCCUGAAAGAACCCUUCCUCUUCCACAACCCCCAGUUCCCUCUGAUUGUACCACUCAACAGUAAGUGUGUGUGUGUGCGUGCACGAGCAUGUGUAUGUGUGUACAUGUGUGCGUGUGUGUGUGUGUGUGUGUGUGUGUGUGUAUGCGCGUGUGUAAAACUCCAGGUCCGGGGAUGGGGGUGCUGGCAGGAGUGAUGCCCCCUCGCUUGAAGUUGGAAAUUGAAGAAGGGAAAUGAAUAUUUGUGUCGCUGCCUGUCCUGAAACUUGGGGUAGGGGUGUUCUAUGGGUCAGUUCCACUGUCCUGCCGUCCCCUCACACAGAAUGGCAUCCAAAGAGCCUGGGUUUGUUUGGAAGCGUGACUACAGAAUCGCCUUGUCGCACACAGGACACAUAAACCAGAAAGGUGCUCACCUUCCUCUGGAACGAAGCCGCCAUGUCUCUUCACGUCACACCCUCCAGGGCUGCUCUUUGCCUUCCUGGUUGCCCUGCCUCACGACCCUCCCUCAUCUUCCAUCCUCGACUGCUGUCUCCUACCUUCCUCCUUGAUUUUUACCUCAGUAUCUUUCAUUUAAAGCCAACCGAAGGCCUUGUUUUCUUUCUAAGAUGAACGUGGGGGCAAGGGGCUGAACCUCUCAACAGUUUGGAGAGAGGAGCGUGGAGUGCUUUACUUUAGGUUCCAGGAAAGACUCUGAGAGAGGUCAGAGGGCGUGAGGCGACUCCCGGAGGAAGGAGAAGGGCCAUAGAAACAUUGCUUCGCUCUGGCUCUGUCCAAGGGCCAGGGGCUCACCCCUCACUCUUCCUCUUACCUCACCCCUUUAAGACUGAAAAAAGAAAAAAAAAGCAAACCAACUAACCUAGCGAACAGCAAUCUAGAAAACAGGGGGCUCUGAUGGUCUCCACGGGCCACAGAAAUCAAGAUGGUGUUUAUUUCAUAUGUAAAUAUUUUGUUUUCUAAUUAAUUUUGUAUAGAUAAAGUGGUCUCCUGUGAGUAUUCAGGGUGUUCAGCUGGAGGGAGUGGGGUGGGGAUGGGAAUGAGGGGGAAUUAUUUUGUUAUGGGUUUUCAUUUUCUGUUGGGAGGAAUUGUUUGUUAUGGCCUUUGCUUCGGAGUGUCUGGGAAAAGUUCAUGGGAACAGAAGCCACAAUGGUGAACAAGCCAGGGGAAAGUCAUUUCUGUCCAUGCCCCGCCUCCAAAACCUGUCUUCCUGCUGGUUUUUGAGAAGUGAUCUUGCACUUUGGCCUGAGUUUUGCAGGGUCCAAACCAGCACUAAGCAAAACUUGGUCUGACUCUUGUCUUCUAGGGAGACCAGGAAAUUAUGACUCUGUCAAAGACAAACUGGUGGCAUCCGAUUUUUCCUUGUCCGUACCUGGGCUUGCAAAGGUUCCCCAAAGGGCUUGAAAAAAAAUUGAGGUCUACUUACCUCCCAUUCUUGGCGUGACUGAGAGGUUUCUGGAACCUGGAUUCUGAGAAUUCUCACAGCAGCCUUCUCUGAUUUCUAACCGUCACCCUACCACUCUGACAUGUCAUGCUCUCGUACCUGACCAUCCCAUCCCCCAUCUGUGUGCACCUAUAGAAAGGACCACUUCAGGCACACCCAAGAAAUGUCCAUUCUUCCUCCUUCGGCAUCAUAUGGUUUGAGGCUGUACAAGGACAGCAAUGGAUACAGGGGUCUUACAGAUUUACAUGCCUUUCUAGGAACAUCACCCAAUCCCCUCAAAACUCAUUAGCCUAGUAAAGUAAUAGCUAAAAUUAGUUUCAGAGGUGGGAAGGAGGUCAUGUGAGGGACAGUACCAAUGGCGACUUUAUAGUUGCCUUGUUCUCGUUACUGCCAUCAGGAGGGUGCUACUUUGUUCGAGUUAGGUGUCGCAAAUCUGAUUCGAUAUUAACCAGACAAAUAAAAUCUCUUUCACUGGGUUUUGGCUUUGUGAAAGAUAGCAGCCUCUCUCUCUCUCUCUCUCUCUCUCUCUCUCUCUCUCUCUCUCUCUCUCUCUCUCUCUCUGUCUGUCUCUCUCUCUCUCUCUCUCUCUCUCUCUCUCUCUCUCUCUCUCUCUCUCUCCCUCUCUCAUUUCUAAAUUGAUAUGCCCAGCAUACUGCCCUUCCCCUCUAUUCUCCAGCCAUCAGAGGCUGCCAGUGAGAUAAUUUAACUGUCCUAAACCCCUUAUUUGGCCUCAGUUGAUUUCUCCAACUGGAUUCUUGAAUUGGGACCAAAGUAAGAUAUUCAUGGCCUGCUCUAAAAAGAAUAAGGAAAUGAAGUCUGCCCAGUUUUCUAUGUGAAAUUCCCCAGUAGCAAGUCAGUUGGAUACAUAAGGAAGAAUUUCGAAGCUGUUCCCAUCUCCAUCCCUGAUGGAUAUAGACCAAGACCCAAUCCAUCCAAAACUGUGAGGUUCUGCAGAGCCCCGAGGAGCAUCUUGUGUUCCGUGGUGUCCUUCAGAAUCCAUGCUUUCUCUCACAAGUGCUCUCUCCCAUUGUGAAAGUGGGUUGAUGGAUGUGGUCCCACAUCACUCCUCCUAGUGGCGAUGCUGACACUUCAGUAUGCUCAGUGACCUCAACAAUCUGAUCCUUGAAUUUGCCUGAGCGAUGUGCACACCCUUUCAGAGUGCCGCAUGUACAGUGGACCUUGUUAUUCCCGAGUUGUCACUGUCUAUCCUCAGCCAGAGCUUGGGAAGCACCCUCUGUGUGUAUUCCCUGGGACUGGCCACAGCCAUUUUGUGAUUGGGGACAAAAAAUCCCAGAUGAUCCCAUUAAAUGUUGGUGGUGUCAGCAGUGCCCAAACGCAUGUGUAAAAUAGGAGUCCUCUAUACAGUGACGUGAAUAUCACUUGCCCAGUCUUCCAUGGCCAUCGGGAAUUGCCCCAGGAAGAAUUCUCUGCAGAGUGCUGGUCACCUGCACCUCUCAUUUGAGAGCUAGGGUUUCUUUUGUUCUUUCUUUCUUCUUUCUUUCAUUCUUUCUUUCUUUCAUUAGUUCAAGAUUAAGGGAAAGAUUAAUGUUUGGGCAAAAGCCUUUGGGAAAGUUAUUCCUAAACUCACUUUUUUUUCUUUAAAUCACCAUCUCUGAAAAGGCCCUGUCCUUGCUUGGCACCCUGUGUGUGUCUGUUUUGGUGUGCUAGGAAUGAUUCAGGUGUGUGCAUAAAUGAUAUAAUGGCAGUUUACUGGUGAAUGUGUUCGGUGUUUCUGGGCAUUGUGGCCAUACUAUAUGUUCCCAAAGCCAUAUAGAAAAUGUGUGAUCUUGGGGCUGCUGAAACACUAUGGCAUUGCUGCCUUUGCUUUCUUCGCCUUCUUGCUGCCUAAGGAUUCUUUAGGGGCAAGAAGCACCCUGAGGAGGUCAGUCAUACUGGGGUGGCUCUGGCCUUACCAAUGGCAGAUGACCCGUGGCUCGCUUCCAAGAUCCUGAAAGAGCCUGCCAAUUGUUGACUUCCCAGGCAGAUUUACUCCAUUAGGGCUGAGCUGUUCGUCUGCUGUUGAAAUGGAAGCAUUCCCAGGAAGAGUGACAUACUAAGCCAUAUUAGGGAUUUGUACAUUUAAACACCUAAUCUACAUUAGGAUUUUCAUUCCUUUUUCUGGGAAUAAGCGACCGUAAGCCAGCAAGAGAAAGCAACGGGCGCAUCAUGGAGCAACAGAGCAGGGAGAAAGGAUAACGGGUCCAGAAAACAAGUCAUUUAAGCCAUGCUUCAUCUCUACCUGUUUAGUUAAGGCCCAUGGGGACCCUGCAUUAGAAGUUCUACCUGGGAUCUAUUUUCAGCACACAGUCAAGUACACAGUUUGGAGAUAGCUACAUUCUACACCACAUAGGGCAGGUGAGAAUUGUGACCUGGAGAACAGAAGACAGUCGCCUUUCCUCAAAUGCAAGAUAACGAGUCGAGGGCUGCAAGGAAAAAUGUUCAAUCGCAUUUAGUAUACAAUCUGUUAGUAUAUUAUAAAAACCACGCAUUAUCUCUUCUCUGCUCUACAUCAAAUAAUCUGCCAGUUAACUAAUUUGCCUGCAUUCUAAACGUCCUUAGUUCCCUUCCCCAUAUUCUCUGUGAAGGAACCAGUUGACCCUCAGGUACUAUUUAACCCGUGGGCCUACGAUAUGGUUGGGUCAAUGUUAAAAUGCUCGUUUGUCAUUCUGAGAGCUUUGAAUGUUGAUCUAGGUCUAGAAUUCCACCUAGUGUGGGGAGGUCGCCACCUGUAAGGUCCCAAACUGGAUGAACACAUCCUACCCCUCACCCAGUAUCACCACACAAGGCCCUUGUGGGUUCCAUGGCUUGACACGGAAACUAUCUACUCCCACAACAAAGCAGCUGUCAAAGCCUUGAAUGAAAGGCAUUGCUUUUCCCAUGCCUUGAAGAGACUCGUGAAGUUCCAGUUCUCUAGGUUGUACAGAAGAGAGGAGAAAGAGCUUUGCUCGGAGAGUAUUUGGUGGUCCUAGCAAUGCCAGCAAUGGGUGGAAAAUACUGGGAAUCUGAUGCGUUUCUCUGCCACAGUGUCCUUGUUCAGUGACAUCAGAGCUAAUCAUUGUGAGCUGCUGGUGAUGUCCAUAUCUUGCAUCUGCUGGUGUGACUGGGGCUGGUGGUGCUAUUGAGGACUGAGAAUGGGAAGGAGAAUAGAUGGUAGAGCUGCUCACAGCCUUGCGAUGCUGGUGUAUGGAGUUUUCCACAGCCUUGGGAUGCUGGUUUAUACCAUCUGUCUUGGCGAAAGUGAAAGGGCCCUUGGUGCAAGGAUCACGUUACAAUGAAGAAGCACAAUUCUGAGCCCAUCACAAAACCAUUAUUUUAAAGCUAUGCCUUCCAACUUGAACUUUGUUUAUCAAUUAAUAAUUAUUUUAAGCUUGUGAUUUAAAGAGUGGUUCAGAAAAAAAUAAAGUAAGAAGCUCUACAUAAAUAUGUUAGUUCAACUAAACCAAUGUCUGUUGAGCAUUUACUAUGUCCUUGGGCUAAUGCUGAGAAAUAUAGAAAAGAUUUUAAAAUGGAGUAUGUUAUACUCAUGUAGCAUAUGCAAAUGCAUAAGUAUAAAAUAUUUAAAUGUGUAUAAAAUAGGUGUGCAUAAAUUUCUGUGAUUUGACAUGCAGGUUUAAUAUGUUCUGGUUUCAGGGUUUGAGUCAAAGGUAUCCAUUAUGUUACUGAAGAAUACCACAGACAUCCAAAUCUCCACAUCAUAGUUGAGCCUGGUCACUUCUGGGAUUAUCACACAUUCUAAGCUAAGGCUCAGAGAUUCCCUCUCGGGUAACAACCAUGCACUUUCCUCACUCAUCUUUGGCAACGUCACACCCGAGUACUCUUUGUCCUGUGCACCAAACUCCCCUUUGCAAUCUUUUGGGGUCCUCUCCAGACAACAGGACUUCUCCCUGCGGCACCUUCCCUUCCUUCCGCACAGCUGACCGCGUUCCUCUCAAAACACAAUCUGGCAGCCAUCUGUAAGGACAAAUCUUUCCAUUCAGUUAGACCUUUGAAUCCCCAUCUAUCUCUGUUUAUCUUUGCUCUCCCAGCCUUCUAGGACAGAUAGCCGUUCUUCACAUGCACACCCAAUGCUUACACAGCUCUGCAAUGAGUCUGUAAUUCACUACUCACCUACAAACUCCAACAGCAAUGUUUCAAUGAGCAUCUUGCUACAACCCAACAGCGUUUUCGUUUUCCCUGUUAUUCGCCCUUAGGUGUCCUCCUUUGGGAAGUGGUGUGUUCUGAUUUGCAUCUUAGCUCUCAGGUCUCCUAUGACCUCACUGGUUUCUGUUUUUGCUCAGCCUUGAUUUGGUCUGCGUUCCAAGUAUGGUUCUCCAUGUUAACUCCUCAUGAUCUUUCCGACUUCCACUGUAUCUCUGGUUCUGAGUGAAGAUGAAUUUCAAAUCUUCUCUCUUAGACCCUAAUUUUCUCUUCAGUGUAAUGCACAUAUUUCUGAUCACCUCACUUCAGAUUGACACAAAUACCCAGAUCUACACCUACAAAUCAGCACAAUAGUGUGCAGGUUCUCCUGGCUUAGUGGUUUCAUUGGUCACCUGUCGCCACACUAAAGUUUUGCCAGGAAUUUUUGCCUCUUUCAUGUCACUGAUUUUGCAAGUAUAAUCGUUUGGAAAACCUAUUGAUUCUCACUCAAAAGUUUUCCCACCUCCCUUUCCUUUCAGGCCCUUCCCUCCCGUUGAUUAUUUCAGUGUUGUAUAGCAUUGUCCCAGGAAUUCAUGUUUUGGUCUACUCUCACCAGUUUGUGCGUCCUGACCAUAUUUAUUUCAUGUCGUCCUUAACCCUGGACGAUAAGCCUUUAAAGAGCUCCCCUUGACACGGUUUUCCAGCAGGCUGCACCUUAGUUUGUGUGCUCUUUUUCACGGGACAGUUCAAUUACAUAGCUGUCCCUUAACAUUCCUUAGUCAUCUAGAUUUACUUGUAUCUUAAACUUCUCUCUUUUCCCAAAAUGUCCUGCUCCCAACUCUUACCUCCCAGCUGUCUUGCAUAAUCCACUCCCUCUCUACAAGUCUUCAAAGACAAUAACACAACAACAGCAUCUGUUUCCCCUCACAAUCUGUGCAGAAAAACAGAGACAUAUUAUGAAUGUCCAUGACAUUUUAAUUUUCUCUCCUGGGUGGCAACCAUCAGAGACCAACUUCAUAAUUGUUUGAGUGUACAUAUUGUCUUCCCUGCUAGAUUCUAACCAGGUCAUGGCUGAGUAUUCUGAGUAUGCCCUUGUCUUAAUGAUGUUUCUUUUCUCGCCCUUUCUGAUGCUUUAUGACAUUGAGUUAUUGAACACAAUACCUCUUGACAUAUAGCUCAAGUAAAAAUACAUCAAAAUUUCAAUGACUUGGUUCAGGGAGAGUUUUAGUGUCUCAACUCCUCUUUUCUCUGUAACUGUGGUUGGACUCAUUACCCUAGAGAAGACAGUAUCACUUCUGGCCUGAUGCUGUUCUUGUUCUCUAUUCCUUAUGUAGUCUUCACUGUUUCUCUCGGUUCCUUAGAUCUACUUAACAAAUCUCACCUAUUUAUUUGGGUUAGUGAUUAUCUCUGUCUCUGGAGAAAGUCUUGGGGCUGGUCCUGUCCUCUUACCUGAGUUGCUCUGGUACCAGCUAAUGCUCUCUUCCUUUCUCCUGGCCAGCCUCCUCUAUAAAUCUAAUGAUGGCAUCGGUCAUGAAUUAUUCUCCUUUGGGAAGCAUCUUCUGCCACUGAGUGCUAAUUUAAAGCAUACUGUAGUGAACCCAACUCGAAUACGUUACAGGCGGUGACAAGCCUGCUUUUCAAAACAGCAGGCAGAGUUCAUUCUUCAUCAAGACAGGAAGGGGUAGAAAGAUUAUUAUUAUUGGCAAGCUGGAAUGAAACUUGUGACAAUUUAGGAAGUAUUUAGUAAAAAAAUGUUAAGUCUAAAGGGAUAGGUUUUUUUCAGUUUUAAUAGUUUUAAUUGCUGUACAUAGUAUUGAUCCUAGCAAUAGGGAUAAUUAACAUUGGAGAACAAACAAAAUUCCAUCUCAUGAUAUUGAGACGCUUGUUUUAAGCCAUGAAACAGACUGGCACUGGCUAAUGGACAUGUGGAGAGGCAGCUGUUCUCUCAAAGAAGGCAUCUAUGAACUUCUGUUGGGCCAAUGAAUGGACCAACAUUACAGGCAGUUUUAUAUGAUUAUUUUAUAUCUUGUUCUAUUCUGUGUUUUACUUUACCAGUACCUGUAUAGGAUGAUAAAGUCAAAGAGAAAGAGGCCCAUAAUAGGACUUCCCUUCGUGUCACAAGUAGAGCUGGGGACCUGUUGGUCCCUGGCUUUGAGGGUCCCUUCAGGAAGUAGAGAACUCCCAAAGGACCUUACUUGAGGCUGAUGGCUUCUCACAGGCCCAUUCCUUUGGCCACAGACAAUUUGCAAAAACACUGGAGAAUGAUUUCCAGCUGUCUUUCAGAUGAGGAGAGAAUUGUCCUUGGUUGUAACCUGAGAGACAGAAGCAAGGCCAGUUAAAAAUGAGGGACAUUACAAAGAAUUUUCCAAGGGCCCAUUCCAAAGUGUCUGGGGACUUUAGGCUGUUUGAUUACAAGCCAGAAAUGCCAGGGAAGGUGUCCAGAAAGAACGCUGACCCUGAAGUAAGGAAGCUGGACCCAGUUUCAUCUAUGAGAACCUAAAUACUUAAGGGAAGUCUUGUCACACAUCAUUCCUUAGCAUCCUAGACCUUUGGAUGACAUCCAGAGAGCUGUUGAUCGCCAACCACCCUGGGCACAGAGGGCACAGCUUGUCCUACCAGCCUAGCUGUAGAAUGGUAACCUUUAUGAGCCCGCCUCCCCUCUGUAGGAGGAGGCUCACAGUGUUGGCAACUGACAGACUAGAACUGCAGGGAACGUGGUCACAGGGACAUGAAACUGUGCAGGGGCCUGCUUCCUUCAGAUAAUGACAUGACUUAUUUCCCAAAGGCAUUCUUUCUUCUUUAAAAACAAAGCAAGCAAGCAAACAAACAAACACAAGCUAUGUCUUCCUGAAGCCUCCAAAUAGUCUAUGUAGCUGCCAUUGCCACAUUUUAAUUGUGAUUAUUUAAUUAAUUAUUAUCAAUCACCAUUUUCUUUUGAAAUCAGGGCUAUGUUAACGUUGCUAUAAGAAGCAUUGGCAAGCAAGAGAAUUUGUUACUUUGUUGUCUCGGUCUGAGUUGUAUUUUCAGUCUUAUAAAUCAGCUUCAUGUUCUUCACACAGUUGCUUGUAAUUCAUUGACCCCUUUACCAUUACUAUUCUCCCAUUUGUGUGUCUACCCACCACCUCGCAAACACACACACACACACACACACAUAUAUGCACAUGCACACACAUACAUACACGAUAUCAUGAUGAGAAGUUGAGAUACAUACAGAACAUUCAUGUACACGUGAUAUUUAAUUUUUCUAAACAGGAGCUGUGCCAGUAUAGUUCUACUAACAUCCUCACCCUGUACAGAGAUGGCCAAGAUGUACAUAACUUAGCAUCUUGGACAAGAGGAGGAAAAUCAUUUUGUUACAGACUUUGAGAAUCUUUGGCAUUUUAAAUGACCAGGGAAAUGAGUCCAGCUUUGUCUUGGUAACAGACAAAAAAGAAAAGUAUCACCAAGACAGGUGAAGGGCCAACCCUUCAGCAGUCUUAGUUGAUGCCACAAAGAAGGUUCAGGGCACUCGCAGUUUCUAGGAUGAUGUCACUUGACUUUUUGGAGAAGGAUGAUGUUUGUGAAAUCACCAGCAACUCACUUGGAUCUUCACCAUAUUUGGCUUCUGGCUUCUGGUAUUUUCUAAGUAAACCAAACAAAUCAGUAUAUGGAUAUGGGAAAAUUUACCAUCAGCUCUCCAGACGGCUUCCUUGAUGGGGACUUGUGGUGAGUUUUAGUUGGACUGAAGCCCAGAAGUACUGGGAGAGUCAAAGCUUCUGUUGUAAACUGUCUGCAUUUUGUACCCCAGGCUAUCUCAGAAAGUCAUGCUACGUGAGCUGCUCUCCAAGUUGUUGAUACCUAACAGUGGAGAAAAGUCAUGAAAUUCAGGCAGCUGGGUUAACCAAAUCAUUUGCAGAAAAUUCAUCUUCCCAGAUCCCCACCCUGCCCAUCUCCCAUAAUGCAUCAGUCUUCAGAAACCAAUCAAAUGGUGGAGCAAAGCAGGAAUCUGCAAAACAGAGAUAGAAAAGUUUCUGUGAUGAAGGAAUUUUGAAGAGCAAAUCAAGAUGUUUGAAUGUUGUGAGGUAAGACAUGUCACCUUACAUGUGCCAUGUAACUUUUAUUAUUCAAAAUUUUUAUAUAAUGUGUGAGAAGCCCAGAUCACCCUGCUUUGCCCCCAAGAUUAUAGUGGUAACUUGUCCAGCAACCACAGCUGACAGACUUCUGCAGCUACUUUCUCAUGCAACCUAUCUGCAGCCUGAUGAGUGGAACCAAGUUUGGGAAAUAAAGCCCACCUUUUCCAGAGGAGAGCGUCUUUAAUUUAUAUUUCAAGAGGUUUUGCUCCUUAUACAGGACAAUGUACUUAUACCGGGAGCGGUGAAAUGCUCUACCUUAAUGUACGCCUAAACCAACUUAAUCAGUCUUUCCUGUCCCAGGGAGGAUGCGGCAAAGUGGGGAAGUGGGGCAUGGUAAGAAAUCUAUAGCAUCACUUUUGCGGUGAAGGCAUCCCACGAACCUGGUUCAAAAACCUGGUGUGGAGAGAGGAGGAAAUUACUCGUUCCCAUGCAUGCGGAGAGGAAUCGAGACCAGCAAGUGAAUGCUCCUCAGACUGAAAGUUUAGAAUCAAGUGUAUGCCAAGUAGAGUUUCUCUCCCACCCUUUUGCCUCCUGAUAGCUGGCAUAAGAUCAUGUUGGCAUAUGUAGAAAGCUGAGAAAGAGGGCAUCCUAUUCCACUGUGGUGUCAUGAUGACUUCAUCUUUCUUACGAAUUUCAUUACCUAUGUCAUGAUGCUCCUUAGUAACAUAACAGGGCCAAGACCUGGUGGGUGUUGGAGCAUCUGAUCCCCCUGAGAUGACUCUUCCUUCUCUGGUGCUAUGCUCAGAUUCAUCGUGGGGCACAAUGGAAAGAAGAUUCAUAGGACCCUAAAGGCAUGGGUAGAAAUUUACUUAAUUGCAACCACAAAGCUCUUGUGUUUAAUAUUAAAUAUUAAAGUGGAAAUGAAAAAGGCAACCCUCCAGCACAGCUGCCCACAGUACAGAUCGGGGAAGCAUUAUGGGAAAAGGUUUAGGAAGCAAGUCAAACUAAAAGUAUAUACAGAAUCAGGGUAGCUUCAUGUUCUGAGGGUAUUACAGCUGGCAUGGAUGCUUCCUAUGCAAAGACAGGGAGAAGUCGAUGUUGGAGCCUGGGACUCUCUCCUUGGAGCAGUGUCCACAUGAACCUAGACCCCUUGCUCCUGACCUUAAGGAUAGAAUGUAAUUCCUCUCAUAAUGUAGAUUGAUUUCUUCCUAAGCCAGGCUUGCCCCCGGUCGUUGACCCCUGGAAUAACUCAUAACCUUUCCGUGGUCUCUUGGCCUUGGUCACUUCUAUUAAAGAACAAUCCUUAAAGCCUGUUUGGGUAGGCCGGUGGGAUGAAGUCAACCUGGGUGAAGGUGGGAAAUGGGCAGUGAGCUUCAACCCUGAGAAGAGAAGCCUCCCAGGAGCACGUACAUGCCCACUAACCUCUAAUCUAGUCGGAAAGUCAGAGAGCCUUUGUGGAUGUGCGGUUCUUUCUUUCAAUGAAACAAGGCAGAGCAUUCAUAUUCUCUCCAUCCGCUGCUGGUUUUCUGAGAUGCUAAAUCUGCUUCUCUCCCCAGCAAGAGAAAUCAGACCAAGAACAAAAGCCCACCCUUCUCAGACAGCUGUGACAGUCUUCUUUCUGUGUGUCGGCUUCUUUUCUCACUCUCACGUGAUGAGGAAAUCUUCGGGAUCAUCUCCCAUCAAACAAACCAGCAUAGUACGAUACAGAAAUUCGCAAAAAAUGAGUAGUAUUAGCAUAUUUCAUUUAAUCCCAGUGGUCUUUGGGGAAUCGCAUUCUGUUUGUAAUCCAUCUCUCCUCUGAGAUCCUUUCCUCCCCUAGAAGCCAUGCUUACAAUAGGAAUUUCACUGCUUCACUGUUGACAAAAGGAAUGAGAGCUAUGUUAGGAAACUGACCCAAAAUGCUUAUUUUUAUAGCCAUUGAAAAGUGGGUUUUCUAUUGACAACAGCUCUUCCAGUUCUUCCCAUAGAAAUCCUUCUUGACCUCUCUGUCUCUUGCCGUAUCUCCCGAUUCAACUUCUUGAUUUGGGUUCCCUCUCUACUAUGUUCUCCUAUUAUAGAAGAAUGUGCCCCUUCCAAUAGAUUCUUAUUUAAACAGGUUGCCCAGAAGAAGAUCUGAGAAUUAAUUUCUCUUUUGUUUUUCUUGUCCUUCUUUAAUUUGGAAAGAAGGAGUUAGAAAAAAAAAUAGUAAGCAAGAAAGAAAGCAAGGCCUUGUCCUCAGAGGCUUCAACUCAAAGUCAAGUGCCAGGAAAGUGAGCGCCCCCAAGUCCCAAGUGAGAGCCGAGGAUCUGCUGAAGGAAGGGACAUGCUGCAGAAUAUUAAGCAGCCACUGAGCAGGUACACAUGGGCUUUGGUCAAGAUGAUGUCUGCGUACAGGGAGACUUUAAUCUCUCACCCUAGCUCUCCUCCCCACAUCCCUCUUUUUUUCUGUCAUUUCAAGGCACAAGAUCCAUGCUUGGAGAAUGUUUUCGUUUGAACACACCGAUAGUGUUACACUCUCCCCAGCUCUCCUGUGCCUUAGGUACAGAGAAAACCAGUGCCUCUAAGUCUCCCAGCCAAUGAGUUGCUGCUUGUCAGUUCUGAAUUGUUCAUAGCACGUGCUAUUCAAAUGAGAGAAAACUCAAGUGGGAAGUAGAUUCAGUGAGAAGAAGACCAGCGCAUGGUUCUGAAAUAAUGUUCUUCACCAAGCUAAGCCAAAUUCCAGGAGUAAAAGAAAGGGGUUUAGAGCACAGGAGAGGAUAAUGUUCAAAUAGAUCAUAAUGUUCAAGAUGCUCUGAUUAUUCUCCCUAAAACUGUUGUCCAUUACCCCCACGAGCUCUCGUGGAAGGAGAAGCUGGCUGCCACUGAUUGCUCAGAGACAGCUGGAUUCACUUUAGAAACAGGCACAGGCUUUCUUGCAGGAAGGUACUAGCCUCAGCUCGACAAGAACUCAUCUCUAGACCUUAGGGCAGUUCCUCGCUGACCAUCUCCAUUCUCCAGUCUAGAACAUUCUGAACAGAAGAGUUUCAUGCUCAUUGUGAUGGCAUUUACUCAAUUUGGGAGGCCAAAGGGCACAGAAGAGAAGAGAAUAUAUCAAGAGAAUGGAGUUAGUGUAAGCUUUGUUAUUUCUUCAUCUUCUUCAAUUUCAGCAUGGCUUGACAUCACAAAGUUAGGUCACCUUUGAGAGAGAAAAAUCUUUUAAAUAAAAUUAUAUCUUCCCAUCCUGGUGAAAACACCGAGUUUUCUAAUCUGAUUAUUGUUUACUCCAGGAAUGAAAUUGGUAGAUUCAAUUACAAACAGGCAUUUUGAAGAAUUGCUUUAAUCCUGAUUCUUACACGUAUUACCAUGGAAUUUACCGACUCAGACAUGAUCCUUUAAGCUAUAAAACCUCAUUAAAGGGAAAUAGAUCAUGUGUUAUGAACCAACGUGGUUAAAAGCAUGAAGUAAGCCUCCCAAAAUUCAGUCCAUCAAUUCCUCUAUAGCAGAAGGAAGUUGUGAGCCCAGGAGAGUAGGUGACUAAGGAGGAACAACGGGGGAAAGGAACAAUGGGCAUAGAGAAAUGGUUAACAAGGCUUGGGGUCAUUUUUUGAUUAUUAAAAAUAAUAAUAAACCCAAAGUCAAUUUUCAGAUCCAAAAUGAGCUCCACAUUUGCCAAUUCAAUGUUCGCUUAUAUAACAAAUAUCCAGGGUCUAAAGUUUAUUUAUGAUCUUUGAAGAGGGAUUGUGGUGAUUUUUUUUCUGUUUUAUUUUACUUUUUAUUGGAAUUGCAUUUGGAAAACAUUUGUCUGCAGUUCUUGGGUAUGUUUAUUCUUGCAAGGUUGUUUAUCGGAUGGAAAACCUGUGCCAGGGCAGUCUAGGUGCUGGGAGUCAGUGCCUCGCACGGGAGGUUCAUGUGUCACUGAGGGACUGAGAGGAAACUUUUCACACGCUAUAGUAACUUUAAGAUUGAUAUAUAUGCAUACUAUAUAUGUAUAUAUAAUAUAUAUGUGUGUGUAUACAUUAGCUUUAUGGAUGCUCGCCAAACACCUAGGUGAAAAGUAGGUUAGGUAACUAGAUAUCCGAGCUUGAAGUUGAGGGCCCAGGGAGGAAUUUUUUUUAAUAGCCCAUUUGGGGAUGACCAGGAUGAUCCAGUAGAGAAAGGAAGUUGAUGGGGCUUGGAAAGAGAAGCUGGUGGCAGGAGAGAUGCCAACGAGGAGUCGGAGGACAUGGAAUCCGAAGCACAAACAGGAGGAUCCAUGUAGCGGCUGCUGCUGCUUUAUAAUAGAGAGACCGAGGUGUUGGGCACAGAUGCAAGUAGGUAGCCAGAGCUGGGACCAUGUCUGUGUUGAUGGAGAUUAUUCAGUGAAAAACCAAGGGAGCUCACCAGCUAAGAGUGGUAAUAACUCAAGACUGUUUCAGUGAUCGAGCCAGGCAGAGGAGAAGAGCUGGUUGUCCCUGAUGUAUGUCCUGCUGGAUUUGAUCACUCUAUCUGGUUUUAUGUGGAAGAGAGUUGAAAUAGUCCGGAAGUGACUGUGAGGAACAACUGAGCCGCCUCUGGGCUGGUGCCAUGACAAACGUGUGACUGGAACGCCUGCUGCUCAGUAGGGCCGCUGGAAUCUCAAGGAUGACAGGACAGUGACAGAAAUCGCCAGCAUGUGUGACAAGGACCGUGGAUUCACAGGAAGGAGUUAACGAGAGAUGGAGGACGGGCUGCUGCAGUAGGAGGCAGGCUUGCUCGUCUGCGAUGGAGGUGAGAGCAGCUCUCCUGAGCCUGGCUUACCUGUAGUUAGGGCUGGUGCUGAGAGUCUUUAUCAGACUGCAGUGACAAGGCCUGGCAGCAGCAUGUGGCACUCUGGUGGUUCAUCAGUACCCAUCCACCCCACCCCACCUUUUCACUUCCACUGUCAAAUUCGACUUUUGUUUACUUACUUGCUUGGAGACAAAUUUCAGUCCUCCUGCCUCAGCCUCCUCAGUACGGGGAUUGCAGGCAUCUACAUCCCAUCCUGGUUUGGCUCUGUAUGGUUUCUUAGGUGUCAUUAGCUGCACCCCUGGAUAGAAACAGCAUCGUAACUCUUACCUCCCGAUGACCGCAUUUCACCAUAAAUCUUGCCCUUUCUGCUUUAAAAGCUUCCAACUAAGAUGCUCUCCCUGGGGAAAUUCGGAAUUCUUUGUUCUUAUUUAUCUUACCCUUUGUUCGUCUUUUGAAAGAAAUCUAGAAGAACAGCAAACAGCUUUGCUUCCAUCCAAUCCUAGCAAAUGACAACAGUUUCCCCUGACUGAGCGUUUUUACCCAGCAUUUUCUUUUAUAAGAGAGAACAAUGGGCCAGGAGCAUCAGGAAAUGAUUGGGCAUCUUUAGCCACUUCAGAGGGAGGAACGUUUUGGAUGAUUAAGAUAGGGUUAGAGAAGAAAGAUUUAGAGGGACUGCACAGGGAAAAGAGGGGGGGGGGGUACUUUGAAGAUAACACUGGGAAAAUAUUAAAAAUUUGACCAAAGGAGCUGACAGGGCGUGGGGGUGGGGAACCCACUGCGUAGCAUCUGGGGAUGUAGCAAGCAUAAACGGGACCCUGCCUUCUGCACAACAUUCCACCUAUCUGACACCAAUUAUAGACUGCUGUGAUUUCAUUUCUGGGCCUAUAGGAAAUCAGAAUUUGAGGAGACAGUGGGCGUUUCUACUGAGCUAGUUCUCCUGACCCUACAGAAUCUUGAGCAGGCGGCAGGUGAGACCAUAACUGCCGUGGCCAAUUCAGUUUCCCUUUCCACCAGAAACACGCACCCUCCAGCUCUGGCUUAUCCUCCCUGCCGUUCCUCUCAGAGAUUAGCUGCUGUUCACCCAGGCUCAUCUAAUGCCUGUCUUCAGUUCUGCCUUGGAAGAGCAUUACAGCCAACUCAAGGGCUUAGUCCAUGCUGUCUGCACCAGUGCUCCCUACAGGGGGUGUGUCCUGCCCAGCAGGAACCCAGCCUUUCAGAAGUCAAAGGGGCACAGCAUGGCUUCCAUCUACCCAAGUUCCCUGCUUCUGAUCAUCACACCAACAUAACUGGGUAUGACUAUGUAAGAAUCUGUGGAAAAUGGCGAGAGAGGUGAACUAAAGGAGACGGGAUCUUAAGUAGGAGGUUUGUGACCCAAGGGCCACCCCAGCAUUCAUACCUUAGAGUAGCCGUGACAUUUGUGGAAACAUGUCCAGGGAGCUAGCUGGAAUGUUAGCAUGGGGCCAGAGAAGACGCAGGCGAGGGCAAUGAACUCUUCUUACCUGUAGGGGAAAAAUCUCUUCUCUUCCAGUGCUGUAACAGUGUCGUAAGUACACGUAGCCACAAUGACAGAAGCAUGUCCGUGUGUGCCUGCGGGUGUGCGUGGGAGUCUGAGUGGGAGUGUGAAGGGGUGAAACACUGGACACGUGAACAGCGGCUUGGGCUGCAGCCACAGAACCACACCUCUCCCAGAGUCAUUCUGGCUGGGGUAAUGGUCUUAGCUUCCCUGGUUUGGUGUCCCCUGCGCAGGGAGAGCCCUCAGGCUUGCCUGGACUCGGUGAGGCCAGAUCCCACGUUCCUCCCCUGGGCCAGCUCUCCUUCCUCUUGACUCUCAGAUCCCCAAUCCCAUUCACUUCCAAGUUCUUUUAGGUUGUUUGUUUUGUUUUUGUUUUCUGUAAAUAUCGAUUUCUUACUUUGGACAUGCAGGGAUCAAUUGAGAUUCUGGAGUGGGGGGAGGGGCGGAUGACUGGGUCUUUUAAUUUUUUUUUCUUUCUCUCUUGGAUUUUGGUGUUUGAACUUGAAAAAAAAUACUUACAAGUAUAUAUAUAAGCAAAUGACUUACCUUUAACAAACAAAAUAAGUUGAUUUCAUUCUUUUGUUUUAUCUUGUUUCUCAUUGGGGUAGGGUGGGGGUGGGGGGUCUUUUGGGUGGAGGGCUUUUUUGUGAGCUGUAUAGAUUUCCAGUUUGGACUUGUUCAAAUGAUACAGGAACAAAAAUUAAAAUGAAUUAAAAAAAAAGACAACAUAAAAACAAGAAAAACCUUUGUGAUGUAUAAAAGUUGUACAUAGUCAAAGAUCCUUUCUCUUUUCUAAUGGCAAAUUAUUUCUGUCACUUUAUAUUCAAAAAAUAAAGAAACCUACCACAAAUUA
Chionomys nivalis (European snow vole) is the source of this 23184-nucleotide messenger RNA. RefSeq names its product glutamate ionotropic receptor NMDA type subunit 2B (gene Grin2b). Gene Ontology annotation, molecular function: transmitter-gated monoatomic ion channel activity involved in regulation of postsynaptic membrane potential; NMDA glutamate receptor activity. Gene Ontology annotation, cellular component: NMDA selective glutamate receptor complex; postsynaptic membrane; postsynaptic density membrane. NCBI's taxonomy places the organism in Eukaryota, Metazoa, Chordata, Mammalia, Rodentia, Cricetidae. The transcript is spliced from 14 exons. The coding region runs from base 690 to 5141 and encodes 1483 amino acids. Gene Ontology annotation, biological process: monoatomic ion transport; long-term synaptic potentiation; excitatory postsynaptic potential. The record is from RefSeq and is a predicted model, not a curated record.